AUGGCGCGCGACGACGAGGAGGACGAGGCGCAGGUGCAGGCGCUGGCGCAGCUGCAGGAGCUGAAGCGCCUGAGCGAGGCGCGCCAGGCGCUGCGGGCGGCCAACUGCGCGGAGGGCGUGGCGGCCGCGCGCGCGCAGCUGGCGAGCCUCAAGCUCAAGUCGGACAUCAAGCGGUCGUCCGCCUUCGUCAAGAAGCUGCGCGUGCUGUCGGAGAGCAACGCGGACUCGCUGCUGCGCGACGCGGCCGAGCUGAACCUCACGCGCUACGUGAGCGAGUGCGUGGCCGCGCUGGCCGACGCGCCGCUCAAGGCGGCGGACCUGGCGGCCGCCGUCAAGGUGGCGUCGCUGCUGCACCAGCGCUACGAGGAGUUCGCGCCCGGCAUGGAGCGCGCGCUCAUCGGAAGCUUCGAGGCCUCGUACGCCUCGGACGACAAGAGCAAGAUGCUGCGGCGCCGCCUGAUCCUGCGCCUGCUGUGCGAGCUGUACCUGGCCGGCGUGCUGGACGACGUGCAGGUCAUCGCGCACAUCAUCCAGCGCGUCGCGCGGCGCGAGCAGCCCGGGGCCGGCAAGAGGGGGUCCAAGGGCAACAUGUCCAUGGGCUCCUCCUCUUCCUCCGGCUCGCAGCAGCUGGAGGUGCCGCUGCUCGUGAGCUUCGCCAAGUCGGUGGGCGUCGACUUCCUCGGCGCGCCCGUGGUGCCCAAGGCCGUGCAGCAGCAGUGUCUGGCCUGCUACCUGGAGGCGUACGAGAUGAUCUGCAAGUUCUACUUGGCGCAGCACGCGACGUUCCUCAAGCUGGACACGCGCAACGAGAAGGAGGAGGUCAACCGCGGAGAAGUGACGGAGGAGCACGUGCAGGAGCUCAAGAACGCCAAGCUGCUGUUCGAGAAGCUGCAGACGAGCGUCAACUCGCUGGCCGACGCGCUGGACCGCGAGGUGCCGCCGCUGCCCGUCGAGGAGAAGGACGACGGAUCGGGCCGUGGUGGAAUUCUCGUCUGGGAAGGAGGAGAGGGCGGCGGGCGCGAGCUCAGUCGCGACGGCCCUUUCGAUGAUGAAGCCACGCGCUCAUUUUACGAGGAUCUUCCGGAUCUGCUGGAGUUGGUGCCUGCUGUUGUGCUUGGCCUCACGGAGGCUGAUGUGGCGGAGCUCAAAAAGAAGAAGGAGGCUACGGCUAACGCGGACGAAGAAGCUGAAGCGGAGAUUGAGGACGAAGCUGAGGGCAAUGUCGACGAUGACGGGAAAGACGGGGGAGACGCCGACGACGUGACUCUGGAAGAUAUCGAGGCAGAUGCAGCGAAGGACUCUACUGCGACUGAUACAGACGAGGAGGAGGGCAAGGGCAAGGAGGACACGGAGGAUGCGAGCGCCAGUGCCUCGACAACUUCUUCGAGUGCUGCAACCAACAGCUACCACCACCAACUGGACGCGUUCUUUACUUCCCUGGAGGACCUGGUGAACCGUGAUCGCUGUGACAAGGCGGCAGUGGAGUUUUGCUACCGCAACUCAAAGGCGACACGAAACCGCCUCGUGAAGACGCUGUAUGCGGUGCCGCGGACUCACUUGGAGCUGCUAUCUCAUUAUGCACGCUUGGUUGCCACGUUGCAGAGCGUGCUGAAGGAGGAUAUCGGUGGAGAACUCGUGGGUAUGCUCGUGGGCGAGUUUCACGGCCUGAUCAAAAGGCGCAACCAGUUCCGACUUGAGUCCAAGAUCAAGAACAUCCGUUUCCUGGCGGAGCUAGUCAAGUUCCGUAUCUGCCCGCCGAACACAGGCUUCCGGUGCCUCCAGAAGUGCUUCCAGGACUUCCAGGGACACAACGUGCACGUGGCAACGACGUUCCUCGAGAACUGUGGUCGCUUCCUGUACUGCUCGAAGCACACCCAUGUCCGCACGGUCAACUGCUUGAACGUCAUGAUGAAGCUCAAGGCGGCCAAGCACUUGGACCCGCAGCUGGAGACCCUCGUGGAAAACGCGUACUACAUGUGCAAGCCUCCCGAGCGUGUGGAGCGGCAGGUGAAGCAGUACGACCCGAUGUACUUGUUCCUGAUUAAGGUGCUGUACCAGGACCUCAACGGAUCGAACGUCAACAAGGCCGUAAAGACCCUUCGCCGGCUUCCGUGGCAGGAAAGCUCCACUUGUGCUAUGGUGCUCAAGGCGCUGCUGAAGGUGACGAAGGGCAAGGUGAUGCAAAUGAAGUGGAUCUGCGAGGUGGUAAAGGGAUUGUCGCGAUACCACGAUGAAGUGCUGGUUCUGCUGGUGGACGAUGUGCUGGAGCAUAUCCGAUACGGCUUGGAGGUCAACGACUAUCGCGACCACCAACGCAGUCUGGGCUACGUUAAACUCCUGGGAGAGCUUUACAAUUGCGGUCUGGUGAGCAUGAACGUGGUGGUGGAGACCCUUUACCUCCUGAUCAAUCACUCGCACGACUUGCUCACGCUACCGCAAUACAGCAGCGACAAAAUUCCCCCUGCUCAAAUGUUGGAGAUGAAAAAAAUGUUCUUGCUCGUGCCCGACAUGCGCUACGACCCUCGCGUGCCCAGUGAAGUGGACGGUCCGACUGAAGUUUUCCGUGUUCGUCUUGUGAGCGCCUUGAUUGAGACCUGCAACGGCAGCGGGAUCUCCAGCAUAACUGGAAACAGCGGCAAUUCCAACGAACGAGGCAUCUCGAGGCCUCGUCUCGGUCGUUUCAUGACUUUCUUCCAGCGCUACCUCUUCUCCAAGACGGAGGUGCCCAUGGAAACGGACUUUGUGGUGUUCGACCUGUUCGAGAUGCUGUCCAACAGUUUGAAGGACCACUUCAAGAAGUUCGAAACGUGGGAGGAGGUUGACCAGGCUGUCCGGGAGAUUCUACGUGGUGACUUGGAGGAGGCUGAGCGUCGUCUGUCGAAGAAGAAUGCGGCUCUAGUCAUGGCUACGAACGGUCUCGAAAGCGAGCACCUUAUUAUUCACGACCGCAUUCAGAAGAGCGAGGAGGACGAGGAGUUCGAGAAGGCCUUCAAGUCGAUGAUGCACGGGAGCACCGACACCCGCAAGCCCGCGGCGCGCGUCAAUGUGGACAAGAUGGCGAUUCCUACCGUUGUGAAGAGCUCCGCUUCGCUCACGCCCGCGGGCCCGCGUGGAAUGCUGGCGCUUGAUGCCAACGGGUCCCCCGACGGCGUGGUGUUCCGCAUGCUGCGGCGCGGCAACAAGGGCAAGGUGGAGGCCCGUCAAUUGGUGGUGCCCGAGGCGUCGUCUCUGGCCCAGCACAGCCAUCGCCAGGAGAACGCUGGAAAGAAGGAGCAGUCGGAGCUGAAGCGUCUCGUGCUCCAGAACAUGGAGCGUGAUGACUUUAUGAAUGACGGACCUCCCAUGGACGGCAUGCCAAGCUUCGGCCCUCCUCCUCCGCGCCCCAAUGUCAACUACGGGAACCAGACGGGCGGACAGCAGGCGGGUGAGGUCCGCAUGGGAUUCGGAGGCGGCAGUGAGUGGAACAACGCGGAGUUCGGGCUGCGUCGGGGCAAAGGGUAUCGUGGGACGAAGUAGGCCUCGUAUCGUGGGAGCAGUUGGGUGGCGAUUGGCAGAGCGGACCCCGGCUUUUGACUCGUGUCGGGUGAGAAUGAUACGUUCGUCUUCGGAACUCCCAAAGCGAGAGGAGUUGGCACAGAUCACUGCGUGAAGCGCGAGCGCUGGGGACGCCACUGCAAUGGAAGCUGCCACUUUAGGUAACUGACCUUUAUGAUGAGCCGUGAAGUCGAGGGACUGUAAGAUGGUAGCGUCAGCAAGCGCAAGCAUGAGGUGAAGAGGCCCUCAUCAGCUCUGCAGUGGCAAGUCGACGGAGUUAUGAGGACUUAGCUAGAAAGCAGUGACAUUCGGAGCGUAGAGCUCUUGGAGCGAGGGCUAGUGUAUCGAUGGCUUGAUGUGCCCGACCUCCCUCCCUACCUCAGUUG
This is a messenger RNA of Phytophthora sojae, 3920 nucleotides long. RefSeq lists its product as hypothetical. The transcript has 3 exons. Gene Ontology annotation, cellular component: cytoplasm; exon-exon junction complex. The record is from RefSeq and is a predicted model, not a curated record. The coding region runs from base 1 to 3516 and encodes 1171 amino acids. Gene Ontology annotation, biological process: nuclear-transcribed mRNA catabolic process, nonsense-mediated decay. NCBI's taxonomy places the organism in Eukaryota, Oomycota, Peronosporomycetes, Peronosporales, Peronosporaceae. Gene Ontology annotation, molecular function: RNA binding; protein binding.